AUGGCGGGCGGUUUCCCUUUAAGAAAAUGGACGAGUAAUAACCCAUCAGUUCUUGACUGCAUUGAAAUGCAGUUUCGCAGUCCCGUUAACUCCGUAUCCAUUAAUGACAAUAUUGUUUAUGCACUAGGCGUCACAUGGAACACUACGUCAGAUAAUUUCCAAUUCAAGUUAAACAAACCUCCAUCCAUUAAUACAUCAAAACGUAUCGUACUAUCACAAAUUGCGCAAAUAUUUGAUCCGCUAGGCCUUCUAUCUCCGAUCAUUAUCAAAGCAAAAGUCUUCUUACAGGAAUUGUGGGCAAUUAAGUUAUCUUGGGAUGAAAUCUUACCUAACUCUCAACUCUUGAAUUGGCAACAAAUCCUUCAAUCUAUGGCCGGAGUUGAUGUUAUCAAAAUCCCAAGAUGGAUAGGCUCAAACACAACAAAUCCAAUCGAGAUUCACGGAUUCUGCGACGCAUCUCAAUCAGCUAUGGCCGCUGUCGUUUACGUAAAAACUCUUCACCCGACUAGAGAAGCAAACACUUCCAUUCUUUGUUCAAAAACCAAAGUCGUGCCUUUAAAACGAAUGACAAUCCCUCGACUCGAGCUAUCAGCGGCCAUCAUGCUUACAAAAUUAAUUCAUCAUGUUCAACAAGUUUUGAACUUGUCUAAUUCUUUAUGUUAUCUUUGGACGGAUUCUUCAAUCGUUCACACUUGGUUGAGCAAACAUCCUUCUCAUUGGAAAGAUUUUGUUCACAAUCGAGUGUGCUUUAUACAAGAAACAUUGCCUCAAGCUAUCUGGCGACACGUAUCUGGAAAAGACAACCCUGCUGAUUGUGCCACCAGAGGUCUAUCAGCUUCGCAAUUGCGAGAUUUUCACUUAUGGUGGACAGGACCUGUAUGGUUAUCAAAAAAAUCAUCAGAAUGGCCAAAUUGCUUUCCGACCUUUGAUAUAGUACAACAUCAUCUGGAAGAGCGAUCCUCUUCAAAUGUUACAAGUCUACAAACAUCAAAAUAUCAAGAACAUAUUUGGAAUCUUAUCUUGCGUUAUUCGUCCUUCAGUCAAUUACUCCGAAUAACUGUCUUAUGCAAAAGAGUUAUCCUACGCUUGAAACGAGUCCCAAAGACUUCCUUCAAAUAUGCCAUUAACCCUGAUGAAAUCUUAGAAGCUCAGAAAUUCUGGAUUCAAAGAACCCAACAAAAUUAUUUUGCAAGAGAAAUCAAGUUGCUCUUAACCAAGGCGGAUCUACCUAAGUCAAAUCCUCUCAAUUGUCUAUGUCCAAUCAUCAACGAACAAGGUUUAUUACGCGUUAGGGGUCGGCUAGAAAAUUCAACCCUCGAACAAACAGCUAAGCACCCUUAUAUAAUUCCAAGACAAUCUGCUUUGAGCACCUUGAUCAUCCAGGACGCACACAAACGAACUUUACACGGCUCAACUCAAGACACGCUUUCUUUUAUCCGAAACACAUACUGGAUAUUAGGAGGCAGAGCACCAGUACGAUCCUAUAUUCUCAAAUGCGUCAAGUGCGCUCGUUAUCGCCGAACUCAAGCUCAACAAAUCAUGGGGCAAUUACCCGCUUCUCGAGUUAAUCCGUCUCGUGCUUUUUUACAUAGCGGAGUAGAUUAUGCCGGUCCUUACAACCUUAAGUCCUGGAAAGGUAAAAAUGCUCGUUCUUUCAAGGUUUGGAUCGCUCUGUUCGUAUGUCUUAGUACAUCAGCUAUUCAUCUCGAGAUCGUCACCGAUUAUACUACUGAUGCAUUCGUCGCCGCCUAUAAGCGUUUCACUGCUCGGAGAGGGAUUUGUGCUUCCCUCACAAGUGACUGCGGUACUAAUUUUAAGGGAGCAGAACAGCAGCUAAAACAUCUUUUUUCAGAAACCUCUUCUGAACUUCAACGACUAGCUUCUAUAAUCGCUAAUGACGGUACUAAAUGGAUCUUCAAUCCACCAUCAGCUCCUCAUUUCGGAGGAAAAUGGGAAGUUGGCGUGAAAUGUUUGAAAUAUCACUUAAAACGUACCACAGGAACCUUGAAUCUUACUUACGAAGAAAUGACUACCCUUUUAACAAAAAUAGAAGCCAUUCUUAAUUCCAGACCUUUAUGUCCUCUUACAGAUGAUCCCAACGAUUUAGACGUCCUAACACCUGGCCAUUUCCUUAUCGGUCAACCAUUAACGCUUGUACCAGAACCAAACCUAAUACCUAUCAAAACUUCAAGAUUAUCCCGUUGGCAACGAAUAAGUCAAAUGUUACAAAAUUUUUGGUCAAAGUGGUCAAGAGCUUACUUACAACGCUUUCAAGCAAUCUACAAAUGGAAACACCGAUCUACACCCAUACGAAUCGGAACCUUAGUUCUAAUUGUAGAUGAGAGAUACCCUCCCUCCAAAUGGCCUUUAGGUCGCGUAAUAGAAACUUAUCCCGGUCCUGACAACGAAAUCAGAGUUGCUUCUAUCAGAACUGCUACAUCCAUUAUUAAACGACCUAUCGUCAAGCUAUGCCCUCUACCAGUCGAAGCACACGAAGAAGAAAAUUCGUCGCUUGCGUCAACGAAGGCGGGCGGUAAUGUUUGA
Pseudomyrmex gracilis is the source of this 2544-nucleotide messenger RNA. RefSeq lists its product as uncharacterized. The coding region runs from base 1 to 2544 and encodes 847 amino acids. The record is from RefSeq and is a predicted model, not a curated record. Lineage: Eukaryota; Metazoa; Arthropoda; Insecta; Hymenoptera; Formicidae. Gene Ontology annotation, molecular function: nucleic acid binding. The transcript has a single exon. Gene Ontology annotation, biological process: DNA integration.